This is a messenger RNA of Cucurbita pepo subsp. pepo (vegetable marrow), 720 nucleotides long. RefSeq names its product protein VACUOLELESS GAMETOPHYTES. NCBI's taxonomy places the organism in Eukaryota, Viridiplantae, Streptophyta, Magnoliopsida, Cucurbitales, Cucurbitaceae. The record is from RefSeq and is a predicted model, not a curated record.
AUGAAGAUCGAGAAAGAAAUAACUCACCCAAUCCACCCAUGCCACAAGCUGACACUCAACUACACCGAGGCCCCCUUCAACUGCGAUGGCUGCCAAGAAGCUGGCAUUGGCUACAACUACAAGUGCCACCAAUGUGGCUUCCACAUGCACAAGGUCUGCGCCGUUGGCGCCCCAACCAUCACCCAUCCCUUCUAUAAAAAAUGUGAAUUUAAGCUACACCAUCACCCCCCAGGCCAUGCCAAGCGCGUAUGCGAUGCUUGUAGGACUCACAUCCAUGGCUUUGUGUACCAUUGCAAUGCCUGUGACUUCGAUCUUCAUCCUUGUUGCGCUAGCCUCCCGCAAGUCCUUGACGAUGGGCAGCGCCAUCUCUACCUUUGUCACAAGCUCUCGAGCUCGUGUCAUGGCUGCGGCGGGAAGGGGCUCGGCUGGUCUUAUAGGUCGAAGUGUCGGACUUAUAAUCUUCAUUUGUCGUGUGUGAAGGAGAUGUUGGUGGAGAGUUGGCAAGCCAUGUAUUUCAAUGUGGAUAAGAAUAAGGUUAGGGAAAUGGUUACUACGAUUCCUCGGCUUAAGGGUUCGAUGCAAGACCGUCGUGGAGCAAGAGGAACGGUCGAGAAGUGUGGUCGGGUAGCUGGUGCUGCUGCUCGUGUUAUCAUCUCUGCCAUUCUUGGUGACCCUACUGCUAUCGUAGCGGCUGUGGUUGGUGGCAUCAUAUCGAAGUAA